CUCGGGGAGUUUGAGAGUUUGAAGUGCAAACACAGACGCCUGAUACUAAUGAAUGAUCUGCUGCUGUGUGUCAAGGUCACUCAGAAAGAACAGUCAAACUGCACAGUGGAGAGAUUAGUCCUGAGAUGGGUGGCCAAAUUGAAAGACCUAGAGUUGAAAGACACAGCCAUUACACCUGACAUGCUCAGCAUUGUGAAGCGAGAGCCAGGAAAGAUAAACAUCAUCUCUGCACAAGCUGAACCACCAAAAGAUGACCCAUUUCACCUGUUUGCUGACCUCCAUGAGAUGGUUCAUGAUCACACAGUUCUAGGACAGAUCAGUGCCCUCCUGUCCUCACUGAAGCGAUCUUAUUCAGGACAU
Molecule: messenger RNA, 360 nt
Organism: Candidula unifasciata
Lineage: Eukaryota; Metazoa; Mollusca; Gastropoda; Stylommatophora; Geomitridae
Source: the annotation of a GenBank genome assembly